ACCGUUUGCCUAUGCUGGCAACAGCUCGAUUUAGAUGCUGUCAGUAAGGUGCAAGAUUGCACUAAAGAAAUUUCCCAUGCGCCACCUAGGAACGAAUAGAAUCAUUAAACGGAAAUAUUUCAAAUUCAAAUAUAUUGCGUCGUAGAGAGUCCAAUAAAUCUACCAGUGGAAAAUUCCUAGUAUCUAAAUAAAAAGCCAAUGGAAAAUUACACUCUCUUUGAUCUGCCAAUCGGAGGAUAUUGCGCAGUUGAAUUUAGGCUGUUAACAAUUUAUCGCGCGUAUCCCUCAUCAGAUUAGUGGAGUGCUUUGUAGCGAAUAGACCAAUUUUUUGGAGUGAAUAGUAUCAUUUGCCAAGUGAAUAAUUAACUGUGCUUUGGAUAUUUCUAAACUCGAACUAAAUUUGUCGAAAUAGUGUUGGCAAAGAACAAAUAAAUAGUGAAUUUAGUAAUUGAAUAAAUUCAGGUAAGCCUAAAUACCAAACCAUUCAGUGAGCAAUUAAGUGAUUUAAUCCGCGUUGCACAGGACAAUCGUGCCCAAGCAACGUGGGCACUUAGUCCGGGGUGGACUUAGUCCGGAGUAGAAGCUGAUCGAAAGUUUGGCCCUGAUUCGAAUUGAGUCGUGAGUGGAUCAUUCGUCGCUUCCAAAGGCAGUGAGGACAUCUGCCGGUCCCUCGACUGAAGCGCAGUGCUGUCGGCGGCUCUGAAACCUAACGUUAGCCAUUCGUCGGACUCGAGUGUGUCGUGCAACAUCACACCCAAGCCAUAGUGUCAUCGCCCGUCAAUAAGUCGCUCGGCGUAGGCCCACGCAACAUAAUCCAACGGCCAUUCACUCCACACACACCGGGAACGCAUCUACCCCGACGCCGGCGCGCGAGGCACGUGCGCAUAGAGUGGACGAGUUAGAGCCCGACACCGAUACUCGUUGGUGACGAUCAACGAGGUGUUGUAUUUUGCGGUUGGUGAGAUCGAGGUCGACUACAGCCUGUUUUGCGGACUUCCGACGCUGGAUCAAGGAAGAAAAAGGUCAGAUCUGAUCAAUUAGCUCACUUUUUGUUGAAACUAUUAGAGCCUAAAAGUUAAUCAAGCGUGACGUCACCCUAGGGAAUAGGUUUGCUUGAAUUUAAUAAAUUAUCGCCUGGAUUCAAGAUUUCUAAAAUAAAUCCACACUAAAUUUUGCUCGAUAAAUUUAGUUGAAAUUGUUUCGCGUUCGACCUUUGAAUUAAUCGAACAAAUUACUUCUAGUUUAGAUUAGUAUUCCACUAUUUUAGUCGCGUCACGCAAUAAAGAUUAAUUUUCCAAAUAAAUUGUUUUAAGUUUAAUUUAGCUCGACAAUUCCACUUUUGACGGAUCAUUGAAGGUUUUCUUAGUUUUUUUUUUCGUAGUUUAUUAUUGAAAUGAGUCUGGAUAGGUUUGUUUGAUUGCCUACGACGUUUGGGUUCAAAAGUGAACAUUCGAUUCUAGUGAACUGAGUUACCUGCCCUGAGAAGGCAGUCUCUUCCCGGGCAAAUUUGACUGAGUAACGGUCCUUCUUUUGGAGGUGGCGCAUAAGCCGUUUGCUUUGAAAUAGAACGGAGCGUUACAUUUUGGCGCCCAACGUGGGGCCUGAUAAUAGUGCCUUGACGUUUUUGGAAUUUUUGUAAAUAUUUGAUUUAGUUUGAAAUUUUGUAGUAUCAUAGAGUUUGUUGAAUUGAAUUUGAAUCAAAUCGGAAUUUAACCUAGGAUUAAAAGUUGUUGGAAUUCGUUGAGCAAAUCUAGUAGUAAGUUAGGAUUACAGUUUCGGAAAUCGGUGAAUUCGUUUUAGUUUAGUUUCGGUUAUAGUUUUCAUUGAAUUCGGUAUUUUUGAAGAACAAUCGUUUUUUUUGCAUAUUCUUUUCUAUUUCGUGUGUCUUUGUCCUACUAUUUUUCUUAGUUUGUAUAAGUGAAGUGAUAUUUAAGUGCAAUUUGAAGUGAAUUUGAUUUUGCACUCUACGUGAAGCAUAAUGGCUAAUGCGAACUACCGCCUAGAUGACCUUGCGAAUGUAAACCGUACCACGAAUUCGCAAAGAACGCUGGUCACACCACCGGGUUCGGAUUAUGCCGAUUCGUUGGAGGGUGCAGUUGGUGGAUUGAACCCCUCUCGCACGCCGCGGAUCCUAUGGGCAGACCAAAUGAUGAUGGGUGCUUCCGAUGGCCGAUCGGGUCCCGACCGGUUGUCUUUGGACAGUCGCUUUCCAGCGCAGAAUAACCUGCAGACUGAAUUGGACCGCGCAGCAAGAAUGCAGCUUUCGAUGGAAGGAUUUCCACUUCCUUUCCGUGGAGUUCCGUCCAGUACCAGGUUGGAGAGAGUGGAAGAGGGUCAUCCCGAGACCUCGCAGAUGUUGCCGGUGGAUUUGACAGGAUUUUCCGGUCCGAGAGCGGCGACCACACGGCAGAAUAGUACCAAUCCAUUUUGGAAUGGCGAUCAUCCGGAAACACAAGGCCCUGCAGGUGACACUGGUCUACGCGAACCGCGAAACCAGACGCUGAAUGGAUCGUUUUUGCUGCCUCGAGACGACGCUGUUCCGCUACUAAAUUCCACAGUGCAGCCGAUUUUUUCUUCGGGAAUCCCGACUACCAAUGGAGGGCCGACAAUGUCGCGGUCUACGUUCGACUCUCAGCCGUUAUCUUCAAACCAAGGUCACCGAAUGUUAGGUGCGGUUCAAACCGAUGCUACUGCAUUCCAGAGUGGAGCUUUUCGUGUAUCCAACGGGGAAAGUGGUGUCUCUACGCAGUACAUUCCGGGGCGAACGGAAGAAACCGCCCAAACCUGUCGUCAAGAACCUGGAAAUGAGAGGGAAACGUUGCAGAACUAUGUACACGUGUCGGAAAUUCAAAACUAUGUGCAGACUUACGUUCGUCAACUCUUGACUGGCCAUCCGAAUCGUCCCAUUGUUCCAGACACGACUAUGAACCACUUGGCCCAAGAAAUCGGAGAGAUAGGAUUACGUGACACCGGAGUUCCUGGUGUGUCACGAACUGCUGAUAGAGCUCAGGUUAGCUCUCAGGAUCCACCUAGGUUGCCAGCACCCUUGCAGAUGCGAAUCACGGAUAUGUCUGGUGUACAGCCUGAAAAUAGGGGAAGUUCAAUAAAUGACGAGACCCCUCAAGCGUUCAGGGAGGUUCUACGAAACUCGUGGCCCAGUUUUGUAAAUCCGGGAUAUCCUAGAUCUCCCGUUGGACCAACGGCUCGAGAUCAACUCCCAGAACCCCGUUUGCGUAUGAAUUACCCUUUGAAUGCUUCACCAAAUGUUCAACCGAUAAAUGAGGAAGGAACCCAAUACCAGAUGAGACGGGGUAGACUGCCACACCAAACUUGCAACAUUAUGGAAAAAUGGCCCAAGUUUGCGGGUGACGCAAAUCCGACUCCAGUGAUUGACUUUUUGCGACAAAUUGAACUUUUGAGUCGUUCGUAUCAAAUUUCCAAGGAAGAGUUGAGGACCCAUGCACACCUCCUCUUCAAAGAAGACGCUUAUGUCUGGUAUUCUGCCUACGAGCCUAAGUUCAAUUCCUGGGAUACCUUGUUGUAUUACUUGCGCAUGAGGUAUGACAACCCGAAUAGGGAUCGAUUUAUUCGGGAGGAUCUACGAAAUCGAAAACAACGUCCUAACGAGCUGUUCAGUGCGUUCCUCACGGACAUUGAAAAUCUGUCUCAGCGGAUGAACAAAAGGAUUUCCGACGAGGAGAAAUUCGACAUUGUGGUAGAGAACAUGAAGAUGUCCUACAAACGGCGACUAGCAUUAGAGGAAAUUUCGUCAUUGGAACACUUGGCGCAACUGUGCUACAGAUUUGACGCGUUGGAGGGAAACUUGUAUCAUCCUCGUGGUCCAACUAAAACACCGUUGGUCAAUGAGAUCUUCGUGGAUGAGAAAGAAGCCGCGGACGCCGAGGACCUGACCGAUGAACUGGAGGUAGCUGCGCUGCAGGCGCGUAGGAAUCCCAAGGACCCAUCAACGUCGAAUAUUCGGGCAACCAAUGACCGAAUCCAAUCUCUUUGCUGGAAUUGCAGAAAAUCCGGACAUCUGUGGAGAGAAUGCGAUCAAAAGAAAGGUAUCUUCUGUCACAUGUGUGGUCAUCCUGAUACGACUGCGUUCAGAUGCCCACAGCAGCAUGAUCUGCGGACUGCGUUCGAGUCCAAACCAAAAAACGAUUAAAGGAGGAGAUUUUUGGGAACCGAACUCCUGCCCAAUCGGACAAAAAGGUUCCCCAUCCCCCGUUUUCCA
Molecule: messenger RNA, 4237 nt
Organism: Aedes albopictus (Asian tiger mosquito)
Lineage: Eukaryota; Metazoa; Arthropoda; Insecta; Diptera; Culicidae
Exons: 2
Coding region: 1979-4168 (729 amino acids)
Molecular function (GO): nucleic acid binding; zinc ion binding
Source: RefSeq, a predicted model, not a curated record